Molecule: messenger RNA, 1065 nt
Organism: Salvia splendens (bonfire salvia)
Lineage: Eukaryota; Viridiplantae; Streptophyta; Magnoliopsida; Lamiales; Lamiaceae
Product: reticulon-like protein B8
Exons: 6
Coding region: 155-907 (250 amino acids)
Biological process (GO): response to bacterium
Source: RefSeq, a predicted model, not a curated record
CAAUUUACCAAUUUUGAGUUCAUUUCCAUUUUGCACUUGGUCCGUUGCUUGUAGUUCGCUCCUAGCUGAUGUUGAUGCCCAAUUUUUUCUUGCAUCAUUUUAGCUUCUGGGCUUGUCUCUAAUUUGCUAUUUUGGAGUACGAAGUGUUGGAAGAAUGUCGGAGGGGAUGGCAGAGUCGCUCAUGCACAACAUCAUGGAUACAAUUUCUGAUAAUGUAUCAAAGCACAAGAAAGUUUCAUUCUUUGAGGAGGAUGACUCGAGCUCUGUCAGUUGUAAGCUGAACAAAUUGUUUGGGCGCGAGAAGCCUGUUCACCACAUUCUUGGUGGUGGAAAAUCUGCUGAUGUCCUACUAUGGAGGAACAAGAAGAUCUCAGCUAGUGUCUUAGGUGGCGCCACUGUUGUUUGGGUGCUCUUUGAGUGGCUCAACUACAAUUUUCUCUCACUUGCAUGCUUUGCUCUCAUCAUUGCUUUGUUGCUUCAGUUUCUUUGGACUAACGCUUCAAGCAUGCUGAACCGGUCUUCAUCCUCACCCCCGCGUGUCAUUCUUCCAGAGGAGGCUUUUGUGAACAUAGGCAAGUUGGUCGGGUUUGAAGUGAACCGGAGCUUGAUCUACCUGCAGGAUAUCGCAUGUGGAGGCACCAUUAAACAGUUUCUCAUGGUUGUUGGUAGCUUGCUUGCUGCUGCUAUUAUUGGGAGCUGGUGCAAUUUUCUCACUGUGAUAUACAUUGGUUUCAUUGCUGCUCAUACGCUGCCAGUCUUGUACGAAAAAUACGAUGACCAAAUCGACAACUUCAUCUUGGGCGCCCUGGGGCAGGUGCAACACAACUACAGCAAGCUAGACACCGGUGUUCUCAAACGAAUCCCAAGGGCCGGCUCGUUCAAAACCUGGGGGAGGAAGGCUGAUUAGGGGUUUCGCCGCCACUCUGCAAGAAACACUUAAUAUGUACGAUGUGAUGUUGUUGAAGACCAUAGGGUCUCAAACUACUACAGCAACAAACACUUGAUAUGUACAAUAAGAAACACUUGUUACUCUCUUAUUAGUUGGUAGUGUUCAUAUUUGCUAAA